AUGGGAGCUGGUGCCUCUUCCAGUACGCGCAACUGGCUCUGCAGUGCCAGUGCGGCGGAGUUGGGCCAGGCGGCACGAGGCCUGAAUGAGACCGAGCGAGAAAAGCUCCGGGCAGCUGUGCAACUGCUCGAGGCGUCGUCAGAUCCCGACCUCCUCGGAGAUGCCUUUGUGAAGGGAGAAGAGGUCCUCUUCCUCUGGUCCGAACCCUCGGGCGGCGUUCCAGACUUCAUGCUCCAGCAGGUCAACGAACAGCUUCUCACAAUCGCCGGCCUCGAUGGCCGCUGGGAACAGACCGUCUUCGAGCGUGAAAACCCAGAUGGUACCCUUGUACUGAAGCCCAAGUUUUAUGGCAGCCGCAAAAUGGACAGCAUUGAGCGGGAGCUUGUGAGGCGCUACCCUUACGGGAUGCGACCACCCGAUCUCUCAGGCAUCACGUUGGGCCAGCUCCAGCGGCUGCAUGCUGCACACAGGGUGUGGCUGGAGGAGCCCAGGUGGAACGAGUUCACGAGGCAGAUGCAGAUGCCGACCAUGUAUGACGUUGUCCCUGCAAUCAUCAAGCCGGCGACUGAACGCACCAGAGGCUCCUACGUCGAGCUCUACACUCAGAAGGCCGUUGAGGUGUUUGUCUCCCAUUGGUGGGGAGGUGAGUUUGUGGAAUUCGUGGCGUCCCUGAGUUAUUCUGCGGAGCAGCUGAUUCAUGAUGAUGUUGGCGGACUGUCCAGACCACGGCGCGGCUGCAAAGAAAUGGAGCGAAGCGCCGACUCCAUUGUGUUCUGGAUUUGCUCUUUUGCCAACGCUCAAUGGACUGUCAACCUUGGCAGCUCUCUACGGGAGUCUCCCUUUGAGAUUGCGCUGGCAUCCAAAACUUGCAAAGCGGUGGUCAUGGUAAUGGACGAGAUGGCCAUGCCGCUGACAAGGAUAUGGUGCAUAUACGAGGUCUUAAGAACCGGCGUGCUCCGGCAUCCUUUCUACGUCGCUACGCAGCACGGUAUCCUGGUCGGGGAGCGCGUGCGUGAGAGCCCGCCACUGGCUGCCUCGCUCCUGGCGCUGGCGGAGCGCCUUUCGGAGCUGCGGCCGCAGCAUGCAGCUGCUAGCAACGCGCAGGAUCAUGUGGUCAUCAUCAACGAGGUCUCCAGCGCUGUAGGGAUUGAGCAGUUCGCUUUGGCUGUUCAAGCCAGCCUGUUCGAGGUGUUGCGCAAGGCAGGCUACGCGGUCUACUCCCGAAACUGGCGCUUGAAUUUCAAACUGCUGCAAGUGCACCGUGAAGCAGUACGAGAGGUCUACUGGCUACAGCCUGGGACCAAUCGCAACCGUCGUGCAUACAGGCCUCCGACUGAAGCACUUCCAGGGCGGACACGGUUGCAUCGAGCUGCACAGGAGGGCGACAUGGAAGCGCUGCGACAGGAGUUCUGUUGGGACCAAGCGCUCUUGGAGAAAGUCCGUGUGGCACUUGAGGAGCUGCAGCCGCUGAAGAGAUCCUUCGACAACUACCGGGAGCGUAUGCAGAAGGAGGCAGAGGUUCGAGGACUCAACGACCAAGUGAUGGACCGCGAGGAUGAGCUUGGCCAGAAGGCGCUCCAUCUGGCGGCGCGGUACUGCCGGGAUGCGGAGGCCCUUGAGCUGAUGGCUCAGCAAUGGCCGCACCAUGUGCGGCAGCGUGACAAGUUUGGACGGCUUCCACUUCACCGCGCUGCGGAGUCAGGUUGUGCGGCGGCCUUGGCAAGCAUUCUUCCUCUGUACGAUGCUCGGGACCUGGCCAAGGAGCUUGACAAGAAGCAGCACAGCUGCCUGGACCUUGCAGUCUUGUCUGGCAGUACUGAAGCUGUCGACUUUCUUCUCCAGAAGAGGGCAGUCGCCACGCACAGUAACAAGCGAACGCCCCUCCACUUGGCCGCGCAGUGGAACCAUGUCGAGAUUUUGCAGGAUCUUGCGGCGCGGGGUUUUCCGGACACGGGCGACUGUGAUGGCACUCACCCGCUGCACCUUGCCACCAGGUUUGGGCACGAAGAGGCGGCGAAAGCCCUGAUAGGACUCCGUGCCGAUGUGGCUGCCAAGACAGUGUUUGGCCGCACCUCCUUGCACUGGGCAGCGCUGAACGGUCAUGUGAAGAUGGCAGAGCUGCUUCUGGAGAGCAGAAGCCCACCUGAUGAAUGUGACGGGGCAGGGUGGACAGCAUUCCACUGGGCACUCAGGCGCGGCCACGACGAGUGUGCUCGUGCGCUGCAGCGGGGUGGCGUCGAUGUCCACAGCCAGGACCUGCGCAGCGGUCGCAAUGCUUUGCAUAUCGCCGCGGCCUCCGACUCGGACCCCAUGAUCCUGGAGGACCUCCUCAGCUGGGGCUUGAAGCUGAAGGAGACGGAUGUAGCACAGAAGCUACCUCUGCAUCUCGCUGCACAGUGGGGCAAGAUUCAGCACGUUGCGAAGCUGUUGCAGAUGAACAGUGAUGUGGAAGCACGCUGCAGCCAUCAGCGAACUGCACUGCAUCUUGCUGCUCGGCGAGGGCAUGCCAGCGUUUGCCGCAAGCUCGCGAUGGAGGGUGCUGACCUCUAUGCGGCCGACGCCAAUGGCGCCAUGCCCUUCACCGUUGCUUGCAGGUUUGGACAAUUCGAUGCUGUUCUUGCCUUGAUCGGAUGUCAGAUUGAUGCCAACAGCAAGGAGAAGGAUGGCAUGACCGCCUUACAUUGGGCAGGGCAUUUCGGCCAAACCCCGGUCAUUCGAAGCCUCAUCGAGCUGCGGGCAGAUGUUACAGCCGUGACACGAUAUGGCCGAAAUCCGCUGCAUUGUGCUGCGAUCGCAGGACAACAGGAGGCGGCCAUUGCGCUCAUCAAGCGGAGGAGUGAUGUUCACCACCGCCAGAAGGAUGGCUGGAUGCCGAUCCAUUUGGCCAGUCGCUUCAAUCACAGACAGGUGAUCAUGGCUCUCGUCGAAUACAGGGCGGACCCCAAUGCCAGAGGAGUGAACGGGAAGACUCCGGGCCAGUGCUAUGCCCAGCAGGGUGGCUCACUGUAUGGUGUCUUUGACGAGCUGCAGCAAGAUGAUAGUGGGCGCAACGCCCUGCACACUGCAGCGAUCCAUGGCCACGAGCUGUCCUUCUCUCAGUAUCACAUGACAGAGUUUAAUCCUGCCGGUGUGCAGCUGAUCAAUGGCCUGGCAAUUGGAGAUGCGCAGGGGCGGACACCCCUCCAUCUGGCAGCAGCCUUCGGCCGACACCGUGUGGUGAAAGAGAUUCUCGAGAGAUUCGUGGAUGACGAUGGGAAUUUCAACAAGCGCUGGCAUCGACCGAAGUCUCGCUACCACCACUUCCGGAACGGCCCAAAGCAGGAUGAAGAGGAGGAAGAAGAAAGUGGUCCGGAGCCACCGCUGCCCAUCCUCGUGCGGGAUCGCAAGGGCCGGCUUCCGCUGCACUCUGCCGCGCAGGGCGGAUUCCCGAUGGUAGUCGGCCAGCUGGUUUCCUUCAUGAUGGACAAGUUGGACUGCUCAGUGGCAGACAUCUUGCGGCCUGACGACCAGGGAGCCUCGGCGCUCGACCUUGCAUGCCGCAGACGCGAUGAUGCAGCUGCCAGGCGCCUUGCGGAGAAGCUGAGUGUGGAGCUGCCAGCGACUUCGAGGUGGCAAGGGAAGCUACUCGCCAAUGGUGACGAGGUGUGCAUCAAGCAAGCCCUGCAGCUGGGAGAGCACGAGCUGCCCAAAGGUAUGCUCGGAAGAGUCAAGAGUGCAUCUGACAGUGCGGUGGAGCUGCAGUUCACAGUGGGCACUGCAGGAUGGCUGACUUGCACCGACUUCUCGCAGCACUGCGUCGGCAAGCGGAGGUAUAUCGUCAAUGCCUCCAACUUCCGCAAACGCUUGAAGGGCAAUCGAAACCUGCGGUUGUCGAAGCAGGCCUUCAUGCCCGCAAGUCUGCAGCAGCUGAAUUCCACAGAAGACGACGAUGCUGUUCCAGAGUUGCCGUCUGAGAGUUCGGCAGAUGUGGAGGAAGGCUGUGUUCUGGAGGGCUUCGACCUCGGCGACGGUUGGCUUCAGCUGUGCAACGGUGGCUGGCUGCCCACGCAUAUCCAAUCCAAGAGCUCCAGGGGCAUCUCGGUGCUCACAACGUGGAGUGGUCCAUCCAUCAAGAUUGGUGAUGUCGUGAAGACGAUCAAGGAGCUGACGCUGCCUUCUAAUCGGGUCUUGAAGAAAGAUUCAAUUGGCAUAGUCCAACGCCUGAUCUCGGAUGCAGCAAGAGUGAAGUUUGACGGGGCCAAAGGCGGUUCCGCGAUCUCGUUGCCUGACACUGCCUUUGCUGAGCAUGUGGAAGUGACGGGCUAUCGUUGCAUCAUGGAGGAGCCACCCAUGGAAGGCCCGCCAGAAGGCUUCCUUGUCAAACACACACAUCUUGGCUGCGGAGCUGUGCAGCUCCUCAAGAUCUCGCGGCACGAUUCUGAGCGAGGCUGGAAAAUCGGCUUCUCCGUCAUCUUCGGUGAUGGCUCACGGAGCCAGCUGCCUGCAGAUCGUCGUGGUAUACGACUCAUUGCCGUGCCUCCCCGCCCCGAGGAAGUUGCUGCCUACCUGCAGCUGAAGGAGCAGACGCUGCGACGGAAGAUCCCGGACUCAGCAGCGGCAUAA
Molecule: messenger RNA, 4602 nt
Organism: Symbiodinium natans
Lineage: Eukaryota; Dinophyceae; Suessiales; Symbiodiniaceae
Source: the annotation of a GenBank genome assembly